AUGGUUCAAUAUAACCCCGCUUGUUACCUGCCAUCAACAUGGUCCUCUUACCUACCCGACACCCUCUCAUGUCCGCCUCCACCAUCACUUGCGGCGACACUCUACAACUACGCGACUUCACCCUUCAGUUCGACAUUCACCACAUUACGCACAAUGUUCGACGCAUUGAUAGGACUCCCAUUCCUCUCCUUUCUCCUAAUCCCAACCAUGACAUCGUACUCGACCAGUCUCAACCUCCUCUUCUUUUAUCUCACAUGGUCGACGCUGGUUUUGUCGCAUCCUCCCAUCCGCGUUGAAAUUGUUGCUACACUCGCUGUUCGAGUCAUCUUCUACAUCAUACCGUCUCUCUUCUUUCUAGUCUUUGAUGCUGUCUUGCCAUCUGCGGCGGAGAGUCUCAAGGCGCUGGGCGAUGCUGGUCUACCAUUCAAGAAUGCAAGUCGGGCCCGGGCACUGCGCAAUCUUCGCGUCUUGGGAUGGUCGCUGCUGAAUACUCUCCUCGGCGUCGCCAUUCAAGCAUUGGUCGAAGUCCUCUUCACGAGAGUUCUACUGAUCCGUUCCGCAUUGCGUGUCACCACGACAUUGCCUAUGCCGCUCGGCAUCGCCAAGGACCUUGCGAAGGGCUAUCUGUUCCGUGAGAUAUUCGCCUAUGUACUGCACCGCUAUGUGUUGCACGAAUCUCGCACUUCACUGGCCCGCGCACAUAAUGAUUGGUACCACUCAUUAUCGACGCCAUUCCCGUUGACCGCUAGUUAUGACCAUCCGGUGGCAUACCUAGUCCGCAGCUUUCUUCCAACUUAUCUUCCGGCACUCCUCUUCCGUUUCCACCUAAUCACAUACGUCCUCUACGUGACAUUGAUUUCUCUCGAAGAGACAUUCGCGUACUCCGGCUAUUCCACGGUCCCCACAAACUUUAUACUUGGAGGUGUCGCGCGGCGCACGGACAAUCAUGUACUAUGUGGCGGAGAAGGAAAUUACGGUCCAUGGGGUCUUAUCGACUGGAUCCUCGGUACCAGCGUCGGCGCCGAUUUGGUGGAGGAUGUCGUUCAAGAAGCUGAGAAGCACGAUGUGCCAGCUCGCGUCGAGCGGACCAAGGCCAAAGCGAAGAGCAGGGCUAAUGGUAAGCUCAGCGAUGUCAAGAGUAGCAUCACAAGUGGCAGACGUAGGACGACCAGGAAUCGCAGUGACAGUUAUGAAUAG
Molecule: messenger RNA, 1197 nt
Organism: Exophiala bonariae
Lineage: Eukaryota; Fungi; Ascomycota; Eurotiomycetes; Chaetothyriales; Herpotrichiellaceae
Exons: 1
Coding region: 1-1197 (398 amino acids)
Biological process (GO): sterol biosynthetic process
Cellular component (GO): endoplasmic reticulum membrane
Molecular function (GO): iron ion binding; C-4 methylsterol oxidase activity
Source: RefSeq, a predicted model, not a curated record